This is a messenger RNA of Cydia pomonella (codling moth), 2211 nucleotides long. RefSeq lists its product as uncharacterized. The coding region runs from base 1 to 2211 and encodes 736 amino acids. The record is from RefSeq and is a predicted model, not a curated record. The transcript has a single exon. NCBI's taxonomy places the organism in Eukaryota, Metazoa, Arthropoda, Insecta, Lepidoptera, Tortricidae. Gene Ontology annotation, molecular function: nucleic acid binding.
AUGUGCAUCGCCCCGCGCAGGGGUCCUUUGCUACUAAUAUGCCUGCGCAAGGCUAUCAAUAUCAGAAUAAGAGGCGUGGCCCUCCUCAAUACACACCCGCGCAGGGUAUGUGCAGUCAUUAUCCCUCGCAGGGACCAGGCCCAAGCAACUGCCAACAUUGUCCUGCGCAGGGAACAAACAAUAGUGGGGACCAGAGGACAAAUCAACGUCGAGAUAACACCACAUAUCGUCCCCGAAACUGGCGUCCUAAUCGGAACGGGCGCGACACCCGUGGCAAUAAGCGGAGCGCAUCCCCUUCUUACAAAGAUAACUCUAAUAAGCGAAGGCGCUUUUGACUCGAGGCCCUUCCAAGCAGGACAACUACAACAUUUUUACAAAAAAUGGAAAGACCUACAAGCACCGCCUUUCAUUUUAAAAAUAAUUCAGGGGUAUCGCAUACCCUUCUUAACGAAACCGCCUCUCAUAGCACCACCUCAAAACGAGAGCUAUGCAACACGGUCAUCGCCGGAAAUGACUGCGGUAAUUCGGGAACUGAGAGAUCAGGGGGCCUUAGAGACAGCCACCACCAGCCCAAGCUUUUUAUCAACAAUGUUUCUGGUGGAAAAGGGGGAUGGCUCCCAAAGGCCCAUUUUCAACCUACGGGCCCUGAAUUUCUAUGUCCGAACCGAAUCCUUCCGUUUGAUAAAUGUUGUCAAAAUACAGGAUUUUCUUCAAAGCAGGGACUGGCUUGCAAAGAUAGACCUGUCUCAAGCAUAUUUUCAUAUCCCGAUUGUGAAAAGUCAUCGGAGGUUCCUGCGACUUGUUUACCAAAACCAGCUGCUGCAGAUGACAUGUCUCGCGUUUGGCUUGAGUUCGGCACCAAAAGUUUUCGCUUCAGUUACGAAUUGGAUCGCUCAAGUACUGAGAGAGCGUGGAGUGAGAAUCCUGGUUUAUUUGGACGAUUUUUUAAUAGCUCACCAGAACCCACAUACUCUCGAAACCCACAUAAAUAUGGCGACGAAAUUGCUGCAAGAGUUGGGAUGGCAGAUCAAUUGGGAGAAAUCCAUCUUAAAUCCCAGGACCCGCCUAGAGUACUUGGGUAUAAUAUGGGAUCCGUGGAACGACGAAAAAAGUCUCCCCGAAAAGAAAGUACUCAAAAUAUUGAGCUUCAUAUCGAAUCUUGUUCACCAACAGGGUGCGGAUCUCAAAGAACUGCAAUCUUUAGCGGGGAUGCUGAACUUUGCAAGUUUCGUAGUACCGAGAGGUCGCCUAAACUUUCGUCACAUACAGAACAGAGUCAACCAGCUUCUGUAUCAACACCCGAAAAAGCGGUUCUUACUCCCCAGCGAAACACUGGCAGAAAUGAAUUGGUGGAAGACCAAUUGUCGGAACACAUCGCCUAUGCAGAUCCCUCCACCAACACAUUAUUUAACAACCGACGCAUCGGAUGUGGCAUGGGGAGGAAAGUUGAACAAUGCGCACUUCUCGGGUCUUUGGACUGCAGCAGAGAAGAAAUUGCACUGCAACCAAAAAGAACUACUGACUAUCCUCAAAAUUCUGCAGCUGAAUCAGUCUCACGAUCUGUACGACGCUUCGCUAUUAAUUCAGAGCGACAGCCGAACUGUGGUAGCAUAUCUGAGAAACGAAGGCGGUACUCGGUCGGACAUGCUUAUGACCUUAACCUACAAGAUAUACCAGUUUCUGGAUAUGUUUCGGAUUCGGCUGCGUAUCUACCAUCUUCCAGGAAUAUACAAUGUCGAAGCCGACCACCUUUCAAGGCUAAAGGUGCUCCCCGAGUGGCAUUUGCUACCAAAAGCCACGUCACCAAUCUUUCGCAAGUGGGGAACGCCUCAAAUCGACCUGUUCGCAUCCCGGACGGCGCAUGUAGUAGCGGCGUACUGUUCACUGGAUCAGACCGACAGUCAGGCGCUAUUUUGCGAUGCUCUGAGCCUAAUGUGGAGUUUCAAACUAGCAUGGGUCUUUCCGCCCCCAUGUUUGAUACCCAGAAUCCUACACCACCUAAAUCAAGCCAGUGGAGUGUAUUUGAUGGUAGUCCCCAGAUGGGAGAGAGUGUUUUGGCGCGCGGACCUAAAGAGUCGAGCCAUGGGGCCCCCACAUACGAUAUGGAACUUGAAGGACGUACUAGUCGAUGUAGCCACCGGUCUUCCUCCGCCGAAAGUAGAUCAAAUGACCCUGGAGGUCUGGAGGUGUGGGGGUGGUCGAGGGACCUAG